GCACACAACCUUGGACGUCUUUAUGACACCGCAUUGAGGUGCCUCUUCUUCCCAAUGCAAUAUCAUUUCGUGCCCUCACCUUAAAAUGGAAUCGCAGUGCUCCUUGUUAUUUACGAGAACCUAACUCAGGAAGUAGGCAACAAAACCAUUUCACGACCAACCCUGAACCCAACAACUCUGGUCAUUACCGCUCUCGAAUCUCAACAAUGCAUGCCUAUAUCACGAUACUACGGCGUAUCUUUUUCGGAGCGUUCACUAUCUGGCCCUUGAACAUUUAUAUGAUUGGCGGCUAUCUUGGUCCGGCGCUGUUCUUGAUUCUCUACCCAAUCAGCUUUUUCGAUGCGGAUCCAUUGCAAUGGUUAUAUAGUUGGUUUACGUCUCCUGAAGCUACCCGGCGGUGGGUUUUUAGUUGGCUACUUGGUCUAAUCUCGGAGUUGAUCUACUACGUCGGAUGGCUCUGCUCGAGGGUGCUCAGAGGCCAACAAACAAACUCCGCGGAGUAUAUACCAUUGGCACUCAAAGUUCUUCUGCUGAUUAUGUCUCUACCUCUUUCAGCCGGAAAUUACUCUGCUGAUAGAUACAUGGCUCUGCAGAGCGACCAAGGGAAGGCGAGCUUACGGCAGGAUGGGGGGAAUUAUCAAGAGAAGCGACCAGAGAAAGAACCUGCAUCAAGCCAUAGUUGCUCCUCUAGGUACUCGUUGCAGCAGAAGUAGGUAUUUACUCCAUGAGUACAUCUCAAGCCGUCUCCCGUGCACUGCCUGCAUGUGUAUGUACCUAGCGGUUCAAGCAGUUCCUAUACAAGCAAAUGAACGGGAAGGAAGUUACGUCGGGUUGUCAUGCAAUCGCUCAAUUUUCUGGUGGCCCCUUCCGCCAACAGCUACCAUCACACGCAGUAGCUUCAUGUUAGAAUAUUAUAGGGAAAGAGCGGCUUGCAGUGAUGUGAGCAGAUGAAAAAAGUGCCCUUCCGCCCGUUUCACCUCUCUUUUCCCUUUUUUUCCUCUUUUUCCC
Molecule: messenger RNA, 1008 nt
Organism: Xylaria bambusicola
Lineage: Eukaryota; Fungi; Ascomycota; Sordariomycetes; Xylariales; Xylariaceae
Exons: 2
Coding region: 207-713 (168 amino acids)
Source: RefSeq, a predicted model, not a curated record